Messenger RNA from Suillus paluster, 6056 nucleotides. Its product is annotated as glycosyltransferase family 2 protein. The transcript is spliced from 12 exons. The record is from RefSeq and is a predicted model, not a curated record. Gene Ontology annotation, molecular function: chitin synthase activity; cytoskeletal motor activity; ATP binding. Bases 158 to 5731 code for a protein of 1857 amino acids. Gene Ontology annotation, cellular component: cell periphery; cell septum; myosin complex. Lineage: Eukaryota; Fungi; Basidiomycota; Agaricomycetes; Boletales; Suillaceae.
CAGCUACAACGUUAACGGUCUCAUCCGCCUCGUUCCUUCUUUCCCUGCUACAUCCAUCGUCUUCUCUGCUUCUGCCAGAGCAUACCUUUCCUUUCGUUUCUACCCCAUUUCUUCUUACUUUUCUUUAGCAGGGUAGUUCGUUAACAAAGCGCUCAUCAUGAGCCGCCAAGCGUCUGGCAUGUCCGUCCACCAGAGGCUCGAGGCCGCCAGCGACCUCUCGGGCUUGUCUCCCAUAUCAGAUGAUCUCAUAGUCUCAUGUCUUCGUGAGCGGUUCAUGUCUGAGUCCAUCUAUACCAACAUUGGUUCCAAUUCCCUCGUCGCCGUAAACCCCCACAAGUAUGUCUCCUCCAAUGCAGACUCUGUCCUCCAAAAAUACGCUUCAGACUAUCGUGACACUUCGGAAAACAAGUCUCCAAUACCUCCUCACAUUUUUCAGCUCGCAAAUAAUGCCUAUUACCACAUGAGACGAACUACCCAGGACCAGUCUAUUAUCAUCAGCGGUGAGACAGGCAGUGGAAAGUCAGAGAAUCGCAGACUCGCCAUAAAGACCCUUCUCGAGCUUUCAGUUUCCAAUCCAGGAAAGAAAGGCUCCAAACUCGCUAUUCAACUGCCCGCCGCAGAGUUUGUCAUCGAGUCCUUCGGUAACGCCCGCACUUUGUUCAAUCCGAAUGCUUCUCGCUUCGGGAAAUACACAGAGUUGCAGUUCACUGACCGUGGCCGCCUCUCCGGUGUCAAGACCCUCGACUAUUAUCUCGAGCGCAACCGUGUCUCAUCUGUGCCUUCCGGAGAGCGCAACUUCCAUAUUUUCUACUACCUCGUGGCAGGUGCAACUUCGGAAGAGCGCCAGCACCUCCACCUCUUGGACAAAACCCAAUACCGCUACCUCGGUCAGCGUGGAGCAGUCCCAGCGCGCCAAAACGGCGUUCGGGACGAUGAUGCAAACCGCUUUGAGCAGCUCAAAGUUGCACUCAAGUCAAUCGGUUUGUCCAAGCGCCACGUCGCUCAGACAUGCCAGCUUCUCGCUGCCAUCCUCCACCUUGGCAACCUGGAGUUCACCGUUGACCGUGGUCGUGACGUUGACGCCGCUGUCGUGCGCAACACAGAUGUCCUUGCCAUCGUUGCCGAGUUUUUGGGUGUCCAAACCAGUGCUUUGGAGGGCGCAAUGUCCUACAAGACCAAGCUUAUGAAGAAGGAGCUCUGCACCGUCUUCCUUGACCCUGAUGGUGCAUCUGACAACCGAGAUGACCUUGCAAAAACCCUGUAUUCCCUUCUCUUUGCAUGGUUGAACGAGCACAUCAAUCAGCGGCUGUGCCGCGAGGACUUUGACACCUUCAUUGGUCUUUUCGAUCUCCCUGGACCACAGAACAUGACCAGCCGUCCCAACUCUCUUGAUCAGUUCUGCGUCAACUUUGCCAACGAGCGCCUCCAAAACUUUGUCCAGAGACGUAUCUUCGAGGCUCACGUUGAUGAAUACCAGAAUGAGGGUAUCUCACGCUUCGUUCCCACAGUCCCCUACUUCGACAAUACCGAGUGCGUGCGGCUACUUCAAAACAAGCCGGGUGGUCUUAUCCACAUCAUGGAUGACCAGGCUCGUCGCUCGCACAAGAAGACUGACCAUUCGAUGGUGGAAGCCUUUGGCAAGCGUUGGGGCAACCACUCGUCGUUCAAAGUCGGUGCUAUCGAUCGCUCUGGUUUCCCCACAUUCACCGUCAAUCAUUUCAACUGGCCCCGGUGCUGGGUCGAUGAACCCCUUCGUCAAAGGCCUCUUCUCGGGCAAGGCUAUCGCCACACAAGCACACCCCAAGAACGAAGACACCAUCGGCACAAUCAAACGCCUUGCCCUACGCUGCGUGAGGGCGGUAUCGAAGAGCAAGAUCGGGAUGAUGACGACAUCACCGCUGCCGCCAGCAACGGCACACCCUGCGUCGCAGGCGAAUUCCGUUCCGCACUCGAUACCCUCUUCGAUACCCUAGCAGACACGCAGACCUGGUACGUAUUCUGCAUCAACCCGAAUGACUCGCAGCUGCCCAAUCAGCUCGAGGGCCGUUCCGUCAAGGGUCAAGUGCGCAGUCUGGGUUUGACAGAGAUUGCUAAGCGGAAUGUGAAUGUGUUUGAAGUGGGGAUGACGCCGGAGGAGUUUUGUCAGAGGUAUAGGGAUCCAAUGUUGGCUUUGGGUGUUUCGGAGGGAAGUCCGAGGGAGCGUGUUGAGCAGACGAGGACCGCGCUGACUUUGAGGGAGCGGGAUGUUGUUCUUGGGCAGUACAAGGUGUUCAUGUCACAAGCGGCGUUCCACUCGCUCGAGGACCGUAUUCGUGCGUCGGACGUUGAGGAGCAGAAGCGCAACCGUAUUCGCGAUGCUGAGGCAGAGGCUGGACUUGAUGUCCGUGGCUUCGGCGAUCCAUAUGCUCCUUACUCUUCGCCCGGCGCUAAUAACGGUGAAGAGUCGCCGUUCGUCAAUGCCUUCUCGGACCCUGCUCUCCCUCUUGUCUCCAACGCCUCUCCCUUCCAGCGCGCUGACCUUUAUGAUGACGAGUACGACGAGCGCAAGUCUUUCCGCAGCGACGACUUUGACAACCGUAGCCGCCUCACGAGCAACCGCGACGACUCGAACUCCAACUACGGCACUGAAUCCUAUGCGCCCUCUCGCAACAUGUUCCAGAACGCCGACAAGGAAGGUCUCAUGGUGAAAGAAGCGCUUCCUGGUGAGAUCGGCGACAGCGAGACGACAGAAAUAGUCAAGGAAACUUCCGCGCGUCGUCGUUGGGUCGCGGUGUGUUGGGGCCUAACGUGGUGGAUGCCUUCCCUCCUCCUUCGAUGGGUCGGCCGAAUGAAGCGCGAGGAUGUCCGACAAGCAUGGAGAGAAAAGCUCGCUAUCAAUUUCAUCAUCUGGUUCUUCUGUGCAUGCGCUGUUUUCGUCAUCGUCUUUCUUGGCGAGGUCAUUUGCCCCACGGAGCACGUUUUCAGCACGUCUGAAUUGGCGUCUCAUUCAUAUACGUCUUCGCCGAAUAAUGUGUAUACGUCGGUGAGGGGCGAGGUGUUUGAUCUUACGACUGUUGCGGCGACGCAUCAGCGCGUUGUUAGUGUUGUGCCUAUCAAGAAUAUCCUUCAGACGUAUGGGGGCACUGCUUCGGACAAGAUCUUCCCUGUUCAGGUCUCUGCGUUGUGUAAUGGUGUGAGCGGCACAGUCAGCCCCUACGUUACACUCAACUCUGCCAACGACACCGACCCGAACGCCGCGUAUCACGACUUCCGCGCGUUCACCAACGACUCCCGUCCAGAUUGGUACUUUGAGAGCAUGACCGUCAUGCGAUGGAACAACCGCGUCGGAUAUAUGGGUUACACGCCAGCGGAGAUCAGCACCAUGGCCAACACUGGUUCUUCGCUCGGUAUCUACAACGGUCUGAUCUACGACCUCACGAGCUACGUCAACUACGGCCCAGCCGUUCAACCUCCGUCUGGCCAGCAACUUCCAGGAACCAUCGACGAUCAAUUCAUGGACUCGAGCGUCGUCGGCCUUUUCAAGUACAACUCUGGACAAGACCUGACCAAGCAAUUCGAUGCUCUCCCUCUCGAUUCUGCAACUCUAGAUCGUCAACGGACCUGUCUUCGCAACUUGUUUUUGAUCGGUAUGGUGGACAACCGUAAUUCGCCGCAGUGCCAAUUUGCAGAGGGUAUCCUACUCGCGCUUUCUAUAUUGAUGGUCAGCAUCAUCGGGUUCAAGUUCAUCGCUUCCAUCAACUUUGCGGCUCCUCGUGCGCCUGAAGACCACGACAAGUUUGUCAUCUGCCAGGUUCCUUGUUAUACCGAAGGCGAGACUUCUUUGAAGCGGACCAUCGAUUCGCUUGCGCAGCUCAAGUACGAUGACAAGCGAAAGCUUAUCCUUGUCAUUUGUGAUGGGAAUAUUGUGGGUUCUGGGAACGACCGUCCCACGCCGCGCAUUGUGCUUGAUAUCCUGGGAGCUGAUCCUAAUCUCGACCCUGAGCCGCUUAGUUUCGUCUCCUUGGGCGAGGGCGCGAGGCAGCAUAAUAUGGGCAAGGUCUAUUCGGGUCUCUACGAGUGCGCUGGGCACGUCGUUCCUUAUUUGGUUGUUGUGAAGAUCGGAAAGCCGUCUGAGCGUUCGCGCCCUGGGAAUCGUGGAAAGCGUGAUUCGCAGAUGGUGAUCAUGCAUUUCUUGAACAAGGUUCACUUCAGUACGCCUAUGAACCCGCUCGAACUGGAGAUGUUCCAUCAGAUCAAGAAUGUGAUUGGUGUCAACCCGACUUUCUUCGAGUACUUGUUUACGGUCGAUGCUGAUACGACGGUGGAGCCUUAUUCUGUUAACCGGUUGAUCUCUGCGUGUAUUCAUGACAAGAAGGUGCUUGGUGUUUGUGGUGAGACUGAGCUUUCGAACGCGAAGCAGUCGAUUAUCACGAUGAUGCAGGUUUACGAGUACUUCAUUUCGCAUCACAUGGCUAAGGCUUUCGAGAGUUUGUUUGGAUCCGUUACUUGUUUACCGGGUUGUUUCACGCUCUAUCGUUUGCGGACGCCCGAUACCCACAAGCCCCUGUUGAUAUCCAACCAGAUGGUCCAGGACUACUCGCAGAACCGUGUCGAUACCCUGCACAUGAAGAACCUGCUGCACCUCGGAGAAGAUCGAUACCUUACCACGCUCCUCCUGAAGCACUUCCCGAUGCACAAGACCCAAUUCGUUCGCGACGCCCAUGCGUUCACCGUGGCACCUGAUGACUGGAAGAUUCUACUCUCUCAACGUCGUCGUUGGAUCAACUCGACGGUUCAUAACCUGGGAGAGCUGAUGUUCUUGGAGCAGCUUUGUGGUUUCUGUUGUUUCUCGAUGCGGUUUGUUGUCAUGAUCGAUUUGGUUUCGACUAUUAUCCAGCCUAUCACUGUCGGUUACAUCGUGUACCUUAUUGUGGAGGUCACCACCAACCAGGAGACCCUUCCUAUCAUCUCGCUUGUCAUGAUCGGCGCUGUGUAUGGUUUGCAAGCCCUCGUGUUUAUUCUCCGGCGCAAGUGGGACAUGGUUGGAUGGAUGUUCUUCUACAUCCUGGCUAUCCCGAUCUUCUCUCUCAUGCUCCCGCUCUAUUCAUUCUGGCGCAUGGAUGACUUCUCCUGGGGUGCUACCCGUGUCGUGUUGGGUGAAUCUGGGAAGAAGAUCAUCGUUCAUGACGAAGGCAAGUUCGAUCCGCGUGCGAUUCCUCUCAAGUCUUGGAAUGAUUAUGAGAACGAGCUUUGGGACAAGGAGUCGAACCACAGCAUCGGCUCGUGGGUACCUCCCCCUCAAUUCAACAAGGAAGGAUACGCCGCAUCAGCCACUGCAUCCCUGUACGGCCGCGAGACCUACUACGAGCCACGCAGCCAUUCGCCUGCACCAUCACAAUUCGGCAUGAUGCCACCCCCUGGAUAUCAAUCAGGUCGCAACACGCCAAUGUCACAAUUGCGGCCCAUGAGCGACGUUGGAAUGAUGUACCAGCCCAUGCCGUCGCGGCCGCCAACAAACUAUCUUGACAUGCCCAUGCCGCCCACGCGCAGUCAUGAGGAAUUGUCGUCGGGUGCUCCUACGGAUGCUGAGCUUGAUCAUGCCGUCCAUGAGAUCCUCCGCACUGCUGAUCUCAACUCUGUGACCAAGCGAGAAAUACGGCGCCAGCUCGAAGAACGGUUCGGGAUGGACUUGACCUCACGAAAGGGGACGAUCAACGCCGCGAUUGACCGGGUGUUGCUUAGCCAAGCAUGAAAUAGGACUGUGGUAUUUAGACACGGGACGGACAGAAGGACUCAUACGCAGUACCAGAACGCGAACAGAACGCUAUGUUUCGAUGGUGGAUCUAAUUACGAACCUAAACUUAUGUGACAGACAUGCCCUUGGGUCGACUUCUUUUCUUUUGACAUUUUUUUAAAUACCGUAGGACGUUCGUUACUGCUUUGCUAGUGGGGUUCUUUAUAUUCCAUUCCUUUCAUUGGACAUUGCAUUAUAUCAUGUGUUUUAGAUACGAAAUUGCGUAGAGAUGUCUUGGACACAAUAGCAAUCUGCAUCGAAGUGAUAUGUGCGGUUAAGCAGA